Messenger RNA from Bombus terrestris (buff-tailed bumblebee), 2754 nucleotides. RefSeq lists its product as uncharacterized. Lineage: Eukaryota; Metazoa; Arthropoda; Insecta; Hymenoptera; Apidae. The record is from RefSeq and is a predicted model, not a curated record. The coding region runs from base 1436 to 2470 and encodes 344 amino acids. The transcript has 7 exons.
GUCUAGCGCGGACCAGAUAGCGAGAUCGCGCUAAUUCCUUUUUUUUCCUUUUUAUACUUGUUGCUUACAGUGAUUUCGCGAUAUUCUCCACGGAUCAACUCCUAAACCGUUACACAGCAAUCGAGCUUAUUUUUUGUGCCAGGCGCGUUAUCAGUUAAGAUGUUCGACUCAAGAAUUGCAAAGAUUUUCUGAGCCAAUUUGCUCAUACUACGAUCGUAUGUAUAGGGUAGAUUGCGGAUAUUUAUGCAUCUUAUUUGAAAGAACAAGAAGACUCACGAAAGUAUUCGAAUACUUGUCAUGGAAUUUUUUUUAUGAAUAUAUUAUAUAGAUUAUACGGAAUUUUUUGAAAUUUCGUUAGUAUUGCAAUGAGAUACGAUUAUCGUGAUUAUAAUAGUAUAAUUUGAAACCAAUCUGAAAAUGUAUAUGAAAGUCUUUGUAAGACAUUUAUUACAAAUAUAAACUUAGUGAAAAAUUAGUAUACAUUAUGAAUAGUAGUAUUAAAUAUGCAAUUAGUGCUAAAGUGAUGGUUCUACUAUAUAUAGCAGGUAAUUAAUAUAGCGAAUAAUUGUCUAUUUAAAUACUUUGGUGAUUUUUGCGACGAAAUUCCGCCAAUAUAAUCACUAAUGAGAUAUGCUAAUGAGAUUUCAAAAUGUUUUGUAUAAUAUAUACAUACAUAAAAAGGAUUCUAGUAUUGUUCGAAUAUGACAACGAGAUAAUUAAAAUAACAGAAAUUAAGUAUACACAUUCUAUUGAAUUAUAAUAAUUAUAAUUGAGAUACUAAUAUUAACUAUACGAACUUGUUACCUUUUAAUGUGUAAUGGAAAUAUCCUCGUGGAAAGUUAUGGCUAUCAAACUGUCAAUUUGUACAAUAUAUUUCACCGUUUAUCACGCCAUUUAUAACAAAUUAAGUAGUCUGUUCUCAAACGUAAUUCGCUUAAAAAUUUGUUUGCAACGGAAUUUUGCAAAUUAAAGGGCAAAUUGCUUAACUUAACCCAAAUAUUCUACCACUCAAAUAAUCCUACCUUACGCUAUAUUCGCAUUAGAAUUGAAUCAAUGUUACAAAUCGAUAUUUCUUUUUUAUAAGGAUGUAUAUGAAGUAUAUGAUAAUAUACAUUAAUAGAGAAGAAAACACGAUGAAUUUUAGAGGUUUAACUUUUUGAAGAAGAAUGAUCGAAAAGAUUAAACGUCGAUGAAAAAGCGGUAGUAAACAUACAUAUAUAGUUCAGAAAAAAGAGAGUCGAUAUUGUUGUGAUCGUGAAAGAGGCUAAUUAAUGGCGCCAGCAUUGGGCCAUGUCUUCUUUGGCCCGGACUUCCUUUUCCAAAAAUACGAGCUGCAGGAUAAACGUCUAAGGUGAUUCAACGUCGUCGUAAUCUUUGGCACGGUGCAAAGUGGCUAAAAAACGGGAUAUUUUCGAUAGUGCACAAAGUGCACAGAAUGGAAGAGGAAUGCCCCCAGGAGAAUAGAAGAGACGAGACAAUGAUGCAGACUACGGUCACGGGACCGAAUACCUCAUCGGAUAACGUUUGCGACAAUCGAGCACGUGCUUCCUGUCAAGAAGAGUUCACGUGCUCUCUGUAUAUCUCGCGUGCCGUCGGACCGCAAGGUCAAGUACAAGGAAUACCAGGUGGCGAGCUGCUACGUUCCAAUCUAGAAGAUGUGAUCCGCGCGUCCGAUCCAUUGGCAGCCUGGCAUGUGUCUGAAACACCGUGUGGCCUGAUUGCGGCGUUCACACGCGAAGCUGACGCAGAGAAACUGUUACAGCGUGGCGAUUUGGCGCGUAUAUUCGAAGGACCCGUACAAGUGGCUCGAUUCUCAGCAAAGGACUCUCGUUAUAGACAGGCGGUUCUUCUUCGUGAUGUACCUUGGGCCAUUCCACUGCAAGAUAUUAACUCCGCGCUGACGAAACAGGGAAUCACGACAGGAAGCGUUGAACGUUGGCGACAAUAUAUACGCGUCGAGGUACUGGACGCCGGGCAUUACGAGCUAUUGUUGCGUCAAGGACUGGACUUUUUCGGUGCGGCUCGAUUCAGUGCCAUCCCAGAACGUUGGUGGCGCGGAGGAACCGGAAAUGCCGGUGGACCGCUGCAGGCAGGACCGGGAAUAGUCAGCAACUUUCUUGAGACAUCCAACUUCCAAACGGGAGAUGGUGUGCUUCAGUGUUAUCGGUGCCAGGGUUUCUGGCACAUGGCUGCCAACUGUAGACACCUGCCACGUUGCGUUCGAUGCGGAGAGCCUCACAGCGUUGAGUUUUGCCCCAGGCCUCGAAACAAUCCUAUCUGCUGUCAUUGUUCCGGCCCUCAUCAUGCCGGCUACCGACAAUGUCCGGUUCGGCAGCAACUUUCGAACGCUACGCCUAUUAGUAUCACGCUGAGCACUACCCGGAUUGGAAACCAGUACCCGGUGAACGCGGCUUCCAAGACGAACGCGUCUGCUCACGAGCAGCAGCCCUUGAAAUCGAGUCAAUCUUAACGAGAAAUUACCGCAUAUCAAUGUAUCAAUUCUGUCCAUACAUUGACCUUAGGCUCUCGUAAAUUGCACGUUUAUCGAUAUUUAUAGGUGUGCUACGGUCAGCCACAGAGUUUCUAAGCUCGCGUUCAAUUCUUAAAUGAAACAAAGAAACUAACGUACCAAUGAACAUUCUUUUCUAUCUUUUUUAUAUGUAUUUUUAACGAUUUUUUAAUAACUUUUAAUCGUCGUAUAAUUACUCUCGUGGAAUCAUUUAAAUUGAAGAUAAUAAAUCCAUUAGAAAAAUA